AUGAAGAUAAUCAGUUGGAAUACCAGGGGUUUGGGUUCUAAGAAAAAGAGAAGGGUGGUUAAGGAUUUUCUGAGAUCAGAAAAGCCGGAUGUAGUGAUGAUUCAAGAAACUAAAAAGGAGGAGUGUGACAGAAGGCUUGUGGGUAGUGUUUGGUCAGCCAGAAAUAAGGAUUGGGCAGCCCUUCCGGCGAGUGGGGCUUCGGGUGGGAUUUUGGUCAUAUGGGACUCUAAAAAGUUGCGUAGGGAGGAAGUAGUGUUAGGCUCUUUUUCGGUCUCAAUCAAGUUCGUGUUGGACGGACGCGAAUCUUUGUGGUUAUCUGCAGUUCAUAGCCCAAACAACUCAGCUCUCAGGAAGGAUUUUUGGGUGGAGCUUUCAGACAUUGUUGGGCUCUCUCAUCCGCGUUGGUGUGUGGGCGGCGACUUUAAUGUUAUAAGGAGAAGUUCAGAAAAAUUGGGAGGUUCUAGAUUAACCCCAAGCAUGAAGGAUUUUGAUGACUUCAUAAGAGAUUGCGAAUUGAUAGAUUCACCUUUAAGGAGCGCAUCAUAUACUUCAUCAAACAUGCAAGAGAAUCCAGUAUGCAAGAGAUUAGAUCGCUUCUUGUACUCAAAUGAGUGGGAACAAGUAUUUCCUCAAAGUCUUCAAGGAGUACUGCCAAGAUGGACUUCGGAUCAUUGGCCGAUUGUUUUGGAAACCAAUCCUUUCAAGUGGGGACCAACGCCAUUCAGGCGAAAUAGGAAAUUUAUCAAGGAGUUGGAGAAUGAAAGUGACCUAAUGUUGAAUAAUCCAGAGAGUAUAAAAGAGGAGAUCUUAAGGUACUUCGAAAAGCUUUACGCGAGUCCUUCUGGAGAAUCGUGGAGAGUGGAAGGCUUAGAUUGGUCCCCUAUUUCUGGUGAGAGUGCGUCUAGAUUGGAAUCCCCCUUUACUGAAGAAGAGAUUUAUAAGGCUAUUUUUCAGAUGGAUAGGGAUAAGGCUCCUGGGCCGGAUGGCUUUACCAUUGCAGUGUUUCAAGAUUGUUGGGAAGUGAUAAAGGAGGAUCUAGUGAGAGUGUUUGCAGAAUUCCAUAGGAGCGGAAUUAUCAUCAGAGCACCAAUGCUUCCUUUAUAG
This is a messenger RNA of Vitis riparia (riverbank grape), 1104 nucleotides long. RefSeq lists its product as uncharacterized. The record is from RefSeq and is a predicted model, not a curated record. NCBI's taxonomy places the organism in Eukaryota, Viridiplantae, Streptophyta, Magnoliopsida, Vitales, Vitaceae. Gene Ontology annotation, molecular function: endonuclease activity; DNA binding. The coding region runs from base 1 to 1104 and encodes 367 amino acids. The transcript has 2 exons. Gene Ontology annotation, biological process: DNA repair.